CUUCUUCCUUUAUUUCUAACAGGUUGACUUUUAUCUUUGUGGCUUAUCAUAGAAUAUAAAAAAAAUUGUUAAAACUUGACCAAAGAGUGUAUGAUUUACCCCGCCAAGCGGUUCUGCUUGGUGCCAGCAAUGGAGGGUGUGCGCUGGGCCUUUUCCUGCGGCACUUGGCUGCCGAGCCGAGCCGAAUGGCUGCUGGCGGUGCGAUCGAUCCAGCCCGAGGAGAAGGAGCGCAUUGGCCAGUUCGUCUUUGCCCGGGACGCUAAGGCAGCCAUGGCUGGUCGUCUGAUGAUAAGGAAAUUAGUUGCAGAGAAAUUGAAUAUCCCUUGGAAUAACAUUCGUUUGCAAAGAACUGCAAAAGGAAAACCAGUUCUUGCAAAGGACUCAUUGAAUCCUUAUCCCAAUUUCAACUUUAACAUCUCUCAUCAAGGAGACUAUGCUGUACUUGCUGCUGAACCUGAACUACAAGUUGGAAUUGAUAUAAUGAAGACUAGUUUUCCAGGUCGUGGUUCAAUUCCAGAGUUCUUUCAUAUUAUGAAAAGAAAGUUUACCAACAAAGAAUGGGAAACAAUCAGAAGCUUUAAGGACGAAUGGACUCAGCUGGAUAUGUUUUAUAGGAAUUGGGCACUGAAAGAAAGCUUCAUAAAAGCCAUUGGCGUUGGACUAGGAUUUGAAUUACAGCGGCUUGAAUUUGAUAUAUCACCAUUAAACCUGGAUAUAGGCCAAGUUUAUAAAGAAACACGCUUGUUCCUGGAUGGGGAGGAAGAAAAAGAAUGGGCAUUUGAGGAAAGCAAAAUAGAUGAGCACCAUUUUGUUGCAGUAGCUCUUAGGAAGCCCGAUGGAUCUAGACAUCAGGAUGUUCCAUCUCAAGAUGAUUCUAAACCGACCCAAAGGCAGUUUACUAUUCUGACCUUUAAUGAUUUAAUAGCAUCUGCUGUUCCUAUGACACCUGAAGAUCCUUCAUUUUGGGACUGUUUUUGCUUCACGGAAGAAAUUCCAAUGAGAAAUGGUACAAAGUCAUGAUAUGGUUCCUUAAGUAAGGAAAAUGAAAACUGUUUGUAAUUUCCCAUUUUCACUGAAAAAUAAAUGCUCGAUAGUAUCAAAUUUUAUUUCACAAAACAGUAAAAAAAAAAAAA
Choloepus didactylus (southern two-toed sloth) is the source of this 1133-nucleotide messenger RNA. Its product is annotated as L-aminoadipate-semialdehyde dehydrogenase-phosphopantetheinyl transferase-like. The record is from RefSeq and is a predicted model, not a curated record. NCBI's taxonomy places the organism in Eukaryota, Metazoa, Chordata, Mammalia, Pilosa, Megalonychidae. Bases 91 to 1020 code for a protein of 309 amino acids. Gene Ontology annotation, molecular function: magnesium ion binding; holo-[acyl-carrier-protein] synthase activity. The transcript has a single exon. Gene Ontology annotation, cellular component: cytosol.